AUGCCGAUGCAUAAAGCAAAAACAACCAAAUCGUCACACAUGGCACCCUUACACCCGAUCGUUACAACAGCGCCCUUUAAGAUGAAAACAAUCGAUUUUAUGCACCUGGAACAGAGUUCAGGCGGAUACCAAUACAUACUCGUAGUGGUUGAUCAUUUCACCAAAUUCGCCCAAACAUACCCUACCAGAAAUAAGAAAGGAAAAACUGUCGCAGAUAUAAUCUUUAAUGAUUUUGUCCAGCGGUUCGGGUUUCCGGAAAAAAUACACCACGAUAUGGGCGGAGAAUUUGAGAAUGAGCUAUUCAAAUGUCUGGAACGGUUGUCUGGAGUGAUGCAUUCACGAACAACUCCUUAUCACCCCCAAGGAAACGGAUUGGUCGAAAGUAUGAAUCGAACACUACUAAGGAUGCUUCGAACUCUCCCCGAAGCUUACAAGUCUCGAUGGAAAGACCAUCUCAGUAAGCUGACACACGUAUACAACUGCACAGUCCAUGAAUCGACAAACUACUCCCCAUUUUAUUUGCUCUUUGGACGUAGCCCAAGAUAACCAAUCGAUUUGAUGUUUGACUUACCACGAACAUCCGAUACGACAUUACACUCGGACUAUGCAUCAAAAUGGAAGACUGCAUGCUACUGAUGCAACAAGCCUAUACACUUGCAACACAAGGCGACUUCAAAGAAUGCGGCUAAGGGUAAGAAGAAUUACGAUCGACAAGUCAGGUGUUCAAGCCUUGAACCGGGAGAGCGUGUGCUAGUGCGCAACCUCACGCCUAGAGGAGGUCCAGGUAAACUUAGAGCAUAUUGGGAGGAAGCUGUACAUGUUGUUGAAUCGCGUAAAG
This is a messenger RNA of Paramuricea clavata, 838 nucleotides long. The record is from the annotation of a GenBank genome assembly. NCBI's taxonomy places the organism in Eukaryota, Metazoa, Cnidaria, Anthozoa, Malacalcyonacea, Plexauridae.